Molecule: messenger RNA, 5521 nt
Organism: Bufo bufo (common toad)
Lineage: Eukaryota; Metazoa; Chordata; Amphibia; Anura; Bufonidae
Gene: SYNJ2
Product: synaptojanin 2
Exons: 27
Coding region: 334-5046 (1570 amino acids)
Biological process (GO): synaptic vesicle endocytosis; phosphatidylinositol dephosphorylation; brain development
Cellular component (GO): presynapse; perinuclear region of cytoplasm
Molecular function (GO): phosphatidylinositol-4,5-bisphosphate 5-phosphatase activity; nucleic acid binding
Source: RefSeq, a predicted model, not a curated record
UCGGGAUGAGUCUUCCUUCUGCAGAGAUGUCUGGAAUGGGGCAAUAGAAGCGAUAACGUGGAAGGAGGGCGGCGUGUCUGCUUGGUCCGCUGGGUGACACCUGUGGGAUCUGGAGCUGUCACUCAGGGCAGGGUCAUCUAUAAUCCGGAGGCCGGGGCUGGUCGGCUACGUGUAUACGAUCUCAGGACAGGAAAGUUUCCCGGGAUCCAGACUGUCUACAACUGGGAUGUGUAGGAAAGUCCGGGUGAUGCGGGAGCUCUGGCCGUGAGCGCUGGAUGUCUGCGGGAGAUGUGGAGCGGUGACUCCUGAAGCCCGAGCUCUCCACCCGCUGCCAUGGCGCUGAGUAAAGGGCUGAAGAUUCAGGUGAAGCCGGAUCCGGCUUGUUACAGCGUCCUGCUGGAGUCCCGCCAUAGGGAGGACUGUCUGCUCUUCGAGUCCGGAACCAUCGCCGCUCUCACACCUGAUGAAAAGGAAGCAAUUAAAGGGCAAUAUGAGAGACUUCAGGAAGCAUAUGGAUGCCUAGGGGUGCUUCAGUUGAAAUCAGGGAAUUCUCGGUUGCACUUUCUUGUCUUGGUAAGCGGCUGCACCUCCGUUGGAAGAAUUUUAGAUGCUGAGGUUUACAAAAUCACAUCCAGUGAAAUCUGUCCACUACAAGAGGAAACCAGAGAGGAGGAACGGGUCACAGCUCUCAGGAAGAUACUGAAUUCAGGGAUGUUUUAUUUCUCUUGGCCAAAUGCAGGAUCACAUUUUGACCUCACCAUUCGAGCCCAAAUUCAAGCUGACAAAAGAGGUUAUGAACCUGAAAACUGGUUCUUCUGGAACCGUCUUUUGCACGUUCCUUUGAAACACUAUCAAGUCAGUUGCUCAGAUUGGCUGUUGAAGGUCAUCUGUGGAGGAGUAGAAAUCCGUACUGUCUAUGCCUCACACCGGAAAGCAAAGGCUUGCCUUAUCUCGCGCAUCAGCUGUGUACGAGCAGGAACCAGGUUCCACAUCCGUGGAGUGGAUGAUGAUGGACACGUUUCUAACUUUGUUGAAACUGAGCAGACAAUCUAUGUGGAUGAUGAUGUUUCCUCCUUUGUACAAAUCAGAGGAUCUGCCCCAUUAUUCUGGGAGCAACCAGGGCUGCAAGUUGGCUCUCAUCAUCUUAAAAUUACUAGAGGACUAGAAGCUAAUGCACCAGCUUUUGACAGACAUAUGAUGUUACUGAAGGAACAAUAUGGCAAGCAAGUCAUUGUUAAUCUGCUGAGAAGCAAAGGAGGUGAAGAAGUUUUAAGUCGUGCCUUUAAGAAACUACUGUGGGCAUCUUUACAUGCAGAAGAUGUUCCCAUGAUAAAUUUUGAUUACCACCAGCUUGUGAAAGGAGGAAAAAUUGAAAAACUUGAGCACCUACUAAAACCUCAGCUGAAGCUGAACAUCGAAGAGUUUGGCAUCUUCACCAAAGGAGAGAACCUACCAAAACGUUUACAAAAUGGGACCUUUCGCAUCAACUGUCUGGACUGUCUACACCGCACUAAUGGUGUUCAAGCCUACAUCGCACUUGAGGUUCUACGGACCCAACUUGAGAGUCUUGGAUUGGUUGAUAUGAAGUCUGUGGUUGAUCGCUUUGAUGAGUCUUAUAAAUCUAUGUGGUCUGUGAAUGGCCACAACCUCAGCAUGAUAUUUACUGGAAGUAGAGCUCUGGAGGGUAAAGCUAAUGUUGGAAAACUCAAAGAUGGAGCUCGUACAGUUUCUAGGACAAUACAGACAAACUUCUUUGAUGGUGCAAAGCAAGAAGCUAUUGAUCUGCUUCUCAUGGGAGAUUUCUAUAGUGAUGAAUAUGCAGACAAAGGGCGGAUGUUAAUGGACAGUUCUGCUCUGCUUGUGAAUCCAAGUGUUUUAAAGUCCAUGUCAGAACGUCAGUUUGAGUUUACAAAUUUUAAAAAGACUCGUGUUGCUGUGGGAACCUGGAACAUAAAUGGAGGAAAGCAGUUCCGAAGCAAUGUCCUCAGCACAAGUGAGCUCACUGACUGGCUACUGGAUGCUCCCAAACUAUCUGGACUUCCUGAUUUUCAGGAUGGUGAUGGUGGCCCCCCAGACAUAUUUGCUGUAGGAUUUGAGGAAAUGGUUGAACUAAAUGCAGGAAACAUUGUUAGCACAAGCACAAAAAAUAGAAAAGUGUGGUCUGAGCAGAUACAGAAGGCCCUCUCCAGAUCACAUCGGUACAUAAUGCUGACCUCUGCACAACUUGUUGGAGUCUGCCUUUUUAUUUUUGUUCGGCCAUACCACAUGCCAUUCAUCAGAGAAUUGGCAGUGGACACUGUAAAGACUGGUAUGGGAGGCAAAACUGGGAACAAAGGAGCAGUAGCCGUACGCUUUCAGUUCUACAGUACAAGUUUUUGCUUUAUAUGUAGUCAUUUUACUGCUGGACAAACCCAGGUGAAAGAAAGAAAUGAGGAUUACAAAGAGAUUACCCAGAAAUUAAGCUUCCCCUUGGGGAGACAUGUAUUUUCCCAUGAUUAUGUGUUCUGGUGUGGAGACUUCAAUUAUCGGUUGGAUCUCACGUACGAAGAAGUAUUCUACUUUAUCAAACGUCAGGACUGGAAAAAACUGCUCGAGUUUGACCAACUUCAGCUUCAAAAGUCUAAUGGAAAAAUAUUUAAAGACUUCUAUGAAGGUACAAUCCACUUUGGACCAACUUAUAAGUAUGACAUUGGAUCAGAAGCUUAUGAUACAAGUGAAAAGUGCAGAACUCCAGCUUGGACAGACAGAGUAUUAUGGUGGAGAAAGAAGUUACCAUUUGAGAAAUCAGCUGGGGAUAUUAAUCUUCUGGACAAUGACUUGGAUUGGAGUUCUAAAGUAAAGCACACAUGGAGUCCGGGUGCCCUGAUGUACUAUGGGAGAGCAGAGAUUCCAUCAUCUGACCAUAGACCUGUGUUAGCCAUUGUGGAGGUGGAAGUUCAGGAGGUGGAUGUGGCAGCGAGAGAGGAGAUAUUUCAGGAAAUCUCUUCAUCCCAGGGUCCCCUGGAUGCCACAGUUGAAGUCCACAUUGAUUCUCCGACAUCUGAAGAGAAAGCAGAGUUUCCUGAAGAUCUAAGUUCAGAGCUUGUGGAACGAUUUCAGAAUCAUGGGACAGCUGUCCUUGUACGGUUAAUAGGAGGGCAAAUGAUGGUUACAUUUGCUGACAGCAGGGCGGCAUUAAGAGUUCUUGAUCUAGAUGGCUUAAAGGUUCAAGGCAAAACAGUAAGAGUGAGACCAAAGACAAAAGAUUGGCUGAAGGGGCUCCAGGAAGAAAUUGUAAGAAAUAGGAAUAGUAUGGUACUCCUGUCACCAAAUGCCAACUCCUCUCUUUUAGAAGAACAUUUUGAUUUUUCUAGUCUUGACUAUGAGUCAGAAGGUGACAUAUUGGAUGAUGAUUCUGAUUACAUGAUGCCUCCCCACCUUGUGACUGACAAAUCAGCAGAUGAUGAUGUGUCCCAUGGGAAUAAUCAGCUUUGUACAGCACAAGCCACAGGAUCAAGUAAAGUGGCUAGUGCAAAGAAAUCACAUUCGUUUAAAGAUGCAGAGAUAUCUGCGUUAAAAAAGGAGCUCCAGGAUAUUGGGGAAGUGCGCUCACGCUCCCCUAGCAGGUCACUAUCUGUUCCCGCCAGGCCUCGUUCACGUCCACCACAGAGACCACCACCUCCAAAAAACAGCAUUCCGACGCCUGUUCAGCAAUCGGUUAAGCUUCUCCCUGGUUCACCGCAUCAUCCUCCAAAAGACAGAUCUGGGAUUAGUAAACCUUAUAAUGUAAAGCAGAUUAAAACUACGACAGCACAAGAAGCAGAAGAAACCAUUAAAUGGCUCAUGGAGUCUGGAAAAGAAAAACAAGAUGAAGAUGUAAAAACUGGACUGCAUCGCAAUCAGAGUUUUCCUAAAGCAGAAGCCAAAUUGAUAUCCCUCAGGGUGCCACAUGGUUGCUCACUAGAUGCGGAGGCAGUGCUGGUCCCACAUAGACCUCCUCCAAAGGUUCCUAGUUCUCGACCAAUUGCAAAUCAAAGAACCACUGUAAAUACUGAAUUAAAUCAAGAACAGAAAACAGAACAGUUUCACCACCCAGGUGCAGAACCUCCUAAACCAGUGGGUCAUGGGGGAAUCUCAGACAGUGGAUUACCAUUGAGACCUCCACCCAAAGUUCCUCCCAAACCAAAACCUGAGCCAUGUGUAAAUUUAGUUGAUUUAAAUAUCAAUCUGAUAGCAAAACUAGAUUUGGGAAGUGAAGACCUGAUAACAUUAGAUCUCAUAAAUGAGCAAACAAAUAAAGAUGCAAACCACAUCACAUUAAAUAAAGAAGAAUCUGCAGGUUCGGGAUAUUCACUUCAAGUCCCUGAAACUUCUGAGUCCAUUAAGAAAUUGGAUGUGAACAUUGAGCAUCAUCAAACACCACUUCCAGUCUUGAAGACAGAGUUGCAACCAGGUACAAGUACUUCUACUCCCUCAACUGUUUCUGUGACACCUCAAACAAAGGCAAAAAUAAAUGCUACAGAUAAUGGCGACAUUCCAAAAAUACGUCCAGUACCAAAACCAAGAACGGCACCACCUUCACAGAUUGUGAAAUCUCAGGAAAUGAAACCGAGUGAUGAGGCAACUUCUACUACUCAAACUAUUGUUACGUCGGAGGAGAUGUCAAACAAUUCUUUUCCACCAGCAGUUCCCCCUCGAAGAAAAAAGUCUGCACCAGCAGCUUUCCACCUUCAGGUGUUACAAAGUAUGAAGAGUUUGUCUCAAGAAGAUGGAGUGUCAAAUAAGAAUAAUAACAACAGUUCCAGUGAAGGAACUUCAGUGAAUGUAGAACUUUUUUAUGGGACUGCAAGCACAAAGGAUAAUUGUGAUCACCAAAACAAUUAUACCAAACUACUGGAGCCACAAAGAAGCUGGUCUUCUGAAGGGACAGUUUGUGUUGAGAGUUUAUUUCAGUCCCCAAACCCUGGUACUUCCACAGAGCAGUUUACCAGCAAUGAUAAUGAUAUGUUUCAAAAUGAGGGGGAAAAAACUAAUGCAAUCCCCAAAGAAAAUUGUGAAUCUCCAUAGUGACCUGCAAAUAUUUCAAAUGAACUGUAAAGGACAUGUUAAAGAGCAGAGCUCUUCAAAACAUUCAUAAAUACUACAUCUAUUUAACAGUUUCAGUUUAUUAAUACGGAAGGCUUUCCGUUAGUUUUAGUAGUGUAGGGAGAUAUUUUUCUAAGGACCAUAAUAUUUCCGUCCAGUGAUUCCAUUGAAAAUGCUGCAGGCAGCCUUACGCUUUCAUUGCUUUAAAUCAAAAGGUUUAAAAGGGCCAGAAUGGCAUAAAAAGUAAGUGGUGGUAAUCCUCUCUCAUAUCCCCUGUUGCUUCUGUUUUGGUGCUUUCAUGCAGUCUCUUCUUCCUCAGCCAAUCACUAACUUAGGCAGACCAACGCUGUGCUUGGUGGUUAGCUGAGAGGUCUUCCUGUUAGAGGGACCAGGGAGUAGUGACCAGAAGAGACCUGGAAAGGUUUGGAGCAGAGUUGGUGAGAAAAAAAUUGAUAAU